AUGACCUUGACUUACCACAUAUAGACAAUGUUGCCACUUCUCUAAGUCUUGCGUGCUCAUCUCUUUCUUCGAACCACUAAAUAAAGCGAAAUAUACGUGAACAAAAUUAGAGAUAUUUCAAUAGUGUUUAAUAAUUGUAAGUGAAUUACAAAAUGCGGCGAUAUAAGGCAUCAUAUGAUAAGAAACAAAGUAUAAAAUUCUCUAGAAACUUCUCUAUUAUCUAGUGACUAGAUCCUAGUUCAACACUCCUAAUUUACCUCGACAUUGUUAAAUACAUAUCUUCUUGAAUAGGGCAUGUAGGAGGUAAACAAACGUAAAUGUAAAAUAUUCGGAAGAUAAGUGAAAUACAGAUAACUUCAGAGAAUAUGACAUGUGAUUGUGAUGACGCGUAGUAAGGAGGUCAUAUUUUGUGAAUUUGAAUUGAUUUGCGACACAGCUGAGAAAAAACUUUGAAAAUGAUGAAACAAGAUUUACCAAAACAUUGGAUUGUUCUCAAUUCAAAGACACAUCCGGAGCGAGUGUACUAUUUCAAUGUUAAAACGAAUCAAUCUUCUUGGGAGGCACCAACAACCGAACGGUCCGAACAAAUCGUAAAGAAGACUAGGAGACAUAAAAAUAUGCAACCUACCACACCUGAACAUGAGGCACCUGAAAAAGAAAUUAAAGAACGAAAAAAACUUGUUGCUAAAAGAUCUCUUAAACGAUCAAUGGAAGAGACCAAUGAACAGAAAGAAACUCCACAAAUGCGAGCUAUUCGUGAGAAGAUACUUGCGAAAAAAGAAAGAGAAAACACAUCUAAAACACGAAGUCCAAAUUCUUCGAAAAAUAAUACAAAAUCAUCAAUAGCGACAAAUAAAGAAAUUCUAUUGAAUGAAAUCGAUGAAAGUUCAAAGACAGCAUGUACACCACAAAUGCAAGUGAUAUUAGAAAAAAUAAGAGAGAGGAAAUCUAAAAGUAAAUCUAAAGUGCAGAAAAUUGAUUUAAAUAAAGAUAAUAGUAAUAAAAGCCCUCAAAACCUUCCAGUUAAGCAAACUAAAGGUAAAAAAGACAAAGAGAAGAAGGACCAAAGAAGAAAAACAUGUGAUCCGAGUUUAAUUGCAAUGACAACUACGAAGAGAAAUCGAAGAUCUUUGAAGAAUAAUAUGGGAAAGGAACGUAUGGAAAAAUUAAGGAAAAGCUUAACAAUGGAAAAUAGUAUUAAUGAAAGUUCUGAUAGCGCCAUUGGUCACUCACAAAGUUCCAGUAUGGUUCACAAACAUGUUGCAAAAGAUAAAUUACCAAGCAUUUAUAAAAAUAUAGAAGUUAGACUAACACGUUUAAAGGACAAAGUUUCAAAGACUAAGGUACCAAUUAAUACAGCUUCCAAUAACGAUAAACCGAAAAUAUUGUCUGUGGAAACUGUAGCAACAGAGAAUAAUUUGGUAAAUCGAUCCAAUGAAAAUUCAAUUUACGAGGAAAUGGAAUGGGAGCCAUUAGAAGAUGAAAAAAUUACGUUUGAGGUCCAGGCUGUUAGAACACAACUUUGUACAGUAAAUAAUGCAGAUGUAUCAUGUAGUGUACCGAAUUACGGUUUAAGUUAUCCAUUAAUAUCAGAGCAGCAAGAAAAAAAACAGUUGUAUGUCGUUGUCGAUACAAACGUGUUUUUGUCAAAUAUCGACGCUAUCGAAUUAAUGAAAGAAAGUACCUUUAAGACUUUUGAUCAUCCAUUCAUCGUAAUUCCAUGGACCGUUAUACGUGAACUCGAUUAUAUUAAAAACGAUAAUGGUAAAACCAAACCAGCAUCGUUGAGUAUGAAAGCAAGGAAAGCUGUCAACUACAUUAAUAAAUUGUUUUCCUCUAAAUAUCCAUAUAUUAUUGGUCAAACGCGGGAAGAUGCCUUAAGAAAUAAAAAGAAAUACUCCAUCGAUUGCCCAGACGAUGAAAUUCUGCAAACAUGUUUGCAAAUUCGCGAAUUAGAAAAAUCUGUAGUAUUAAUGUCGUACGAUACUAAUCUUUGCAACAAAGCAAUGAUUUACGACAUAACAGCGCUUGGAAGGAACGAUCCUCUUGAGAAAGUGGAUUAUCUUAAUGCACUAAACUAUACAAACAAUUUGUCUGCCAGUUUUAAUGAAAAAAGAAAGGAUUUGAUCUUAAGUAAAGAACAGCACAUACUGAAUGAUAUAUUCGACGAGAUAAAAAAUACUGUGAAAGACUUUCUAACAGUGAUAGUCAGCAAAGAGAUGUACGAAUUAUAUGGAGGAUCUUGGGAGAAACACGUUAUUGUGGAACCACCAUGGACAGCUGUAACUGUUUUACAGUGCGCCAUCAAACAUUGGAUAGCUGCGGUCAGCGAAUCAUUUCAGAGGAAAGGAGAAGCUGUUUUAAAGGAGCUGUUGCAAAUAUUUCGAGACAGAUCCGGUGACAAAAAAUUAUCAGAAAUCGGUUACAUCCUGAAUAAAUGUACCGAAUUGAUCCAGAUGGUUAAUACAGACAAACAUGGAGAUUUGAUGUUACGUGCUUCUCGGAAGAUUGAUGAGCUGAGACAACAAUGCCGUACUUUCGAGAACCAGCUGAACUAUCAAAAGUUACAAGACGCGAUUGGGUUGGAGCGCGAUGUAACAGUACGAGAGAGAAGGGCGCAGAAAGCUUUUCAGUAUUUCGAAGCAGCAUAUACUUUCGCUCGUGAUAUAUGCGGGUUGGCAGCUGCUACGAUAGCGAUGCCGUGUAGUUUCGACUACAAUAUUCCAGACCCAACUCCAUCUGGGGACUAUAUUAAGCAGAUACAGCCGGAGCUCGCGGCAAACGUCAACCGAUUAUUACAUACUCUGAGCGCCGUACUGGAGCAAGCCAAAGAUUUCUCUACCGACUAUCGAACAUUGGAUAGCCUGCAUCAAGCAUUGGUGACGUUUCUUCCGGAAGUGUUGCCUAUAAGAAUGGAGUUACCCGACGAAGAUCUGACGCCUUUGGACAUAUUUUGUUGCGUGACGCAAAAGGAGGAGAUGCUGGCAACAGGUUUACAUCAGUUACAGGAGCUCAGCACGCAUUUCUGUAAAUUAGCAAGCUAUAAACGUACAUAAGAGUGUAUUGUAUAUAAAGUUAAUGAUGAUAUCGUUGAAGCUUAUCGUAUUUUCAAGGGGGGGGGGGGGGCGCGUUCAACCGAAAAUCAAAUACUAGUAAUUCUCCAAACAGAAUUUUGAAAAAAUAUGUUUCUAUAGUACCGUUUACAUAGAAUCAAAUUAUGUACAAAUUAAUUUUCCAACUUCUAUUUUUGAGCAACAAGAAAGUUUUAUUUUUAUUUUUUUAGUAACAAAAAAUAUAGAAAUAUAUCUUUUCAAAAUUUUAUUCGGAAAGUGACUAGUAUUUGAUUUUCAGUUGAAUGCCCCCUCCCCCUCCUAACAACAGUAUAUACAUGUAUAUGUAUGUACAUAGAUUUGUCCUUUACAUAACAUCUUUGCCACGGGUGUACAGUGUAAUUUAACCAGUGUAUAUGUAGCAGGAGGCAGAAAAAGCGGCAUACUGAAUUUAACAGUUUUUUUAUUAACAGUUCUAUAUAUUACAAGAAAUAACUUUUGUAUAAUGUGAAAAAUAAAAAUGGCCACAGCCACAGUAACAAG
Molecule: messenger RNA, 3593 nt
Organism: Megalopta genalis
Lineage: Eukaryota; Metazoa; Arthropoda; Insecta; Hymenoptera; Halictidae
Gene: Swt1
Product: Swt1 RNA endoribonuclease
Cellular component (GO): nucleus
Molecular function (GO): protein binding
Source: RefSeq, a predicted model, not a curated record